This is a messenger RNA of Cylindrotheca closterium, 1107 nucleotides long. NCBI's taxonomy places the organism in Eukaryota, Bacillariophyta, Bacillariophyceae, Bacillariales, Bacillariaceae. The record is from the annotation of a GenBank genome assembly.
AUGGCAAAGCACAAGUUCGAGCGAUGGGCAAAAGCCAACAACGUACCGGAUAUCAAGAGUUAUCGAGCAGACCACACGCCCUUCAACUCUGCAAUUUGGCAACAUGAUCUUGCCUUGAAGAAGCAGACAAUUGAUUUCAGCGGUGUUGGGGCUCAUCAUCAGAAUGCAGUCGCCGAACGUGCAAUUCAAACGGUUACUAAGUGGGCUCGGACCAUGCUUCUCCACCAGGUCAUUCACUGGCCUGACGAAGCGGACGUCCACUUAUGGCCCUUUGCCAUGGAACAUGCAGCAUACAUCUGGAACAACCUUCCACAUUGUGACACUCGGUUGGCACCACUGGAAAUCUUCAGCCAAUCAAGGUUCCCCAACUACAAUUCUCUACAUCGCCUUCACGUCUUUGGAUGUCCUACCUAUGUCCUCGAUCCAAAACUUCAAGAUGGAAAGAAGCUUCCUAAGUGGAAUCCUCGGUCAAGACGUGGAAUGUAUCUCGGCUAUUCGCCUGACCACUCCUCCUUGGUCGCGCGAAUCCUGAACCUUCAAACCAAACAUGUCUCACCACAAUAUCAUUUUGUGUGUGACGACCACUUCAGUACUGUCCCCAACUCAGAUGCAGGGGGUGCGGCCAAUCCUCACCAACUUGAUGCCAAUCAUUGGUUCAAUUUGGUUGAAUCCGGGUACGAGAACUUUCGUGAUACUCUUGACCGUGACGCUCAAGGGCGCCCUAUUGCCCCGCCACUACAAGAUGAAUGGCUAACUCCAACUGAACGUGCCGUUCGACUCCAACGUCGGACCCUCAUCAACAAUCGUUGUCGUGCCCGCCUCCACCAACAAGCCAUCCAGCAUCGCCACCAAGCUCCGCUUCCAGGGGGUAAUAACGGUGGUCAUGCGCCUCCAGUGCCAGUGCAACCUCCAAUUCCUCUGCUACCUGUCAACCAACCGCCAAUACCUCAUGUGCAACCAGUUCACAGCCAGCCUCAGGAAGCUCCGAAUGUUCAAGAUAAUCGAAAUGAAGUCGCCGAUGAUAACGUCGAUGAUGACUUGUCAGUUCCAGAGGGAGUAGCUGAAGGAAGAACAACCAAAUGUUCCUACAGACGUUCCUAUUCCUAA